Molecule: messenger RNA, 1311 nt
Organism: Lathyrus oleraceus (garden pea)
Lineage: Eukaryota; Viridiplantae; Streptophyta; Magnoliopsida; Fabales; Fabaceae
Product: GDSL esterase/lipase EXL3
Exons: 5
Coding region: 102-1166 (354 amino acids)
Biological process (GO): lipid metabolic process
Cellular component (GO): extracellular region
Molecular function (GO): lipase activity
Source: RefSeq, a predicted model, not a curated record
GAGUGAAAGCUAAAAUGGUAUCUAAGUUAAAUUCAGAUGAAAAAUGAGGGAAGCGAACAAGAAGCACUUGUAAGAAUUAUAGCUAGACAUAUUCUUCUUCAAUGUGUACCUUGCUGCUAAGUUUCAUAUUAUUGGGAGGAAUUGUUUCUUACACAACUCAUGCCAUACAAUUUCCACCAAAUGCUUCAUUUCCAGCAGUGUUUGCUUUUGGAGAUUCAAUCAUGGAUACAGGUAACAACAAUAAUAACAUGAAAACACUUGCUAAGUGCAAUUUUCCUCCAUAUGGAAAAGAUUUCAAAGGAGGCAUCCCAACCGGUCGGUUUUGCAAUGGAAAAGUUCCAUCAGACUUUCUAGUUGAAGUAUUAGGUGUUAAAGAACUUCUUCCUGCAUAUUUGGAUCCAAAUAUCCAACCUAGCGAUCUCAUCACCGGUGUUUGCUUUGCAUCCGGUGGUGCCGGAUAUGAUCCUCUCACGUCUCAAAUAGCGGCAGUUAUAUCGUUGUCCGAUCAACUAGAAUUGUUCAAAGAAUACAUAGGAAAGCUAAAAGGACUUGUUGGAGAGGAUAGAGCAAACUUCAUCAUAGAAAAUAGUAUGUAUUUUGUUGUUCAAGGAAGCAACGACAUUUCCAAUACGUAUUUUUUUACUCAUGUUCGAGAAGUACAAUACGACGUUCCCGCUUACGCUGAUCUCAUGCUCAACGCCGCUACAAAUUUCUUAACGGAAAUAUAUAAACUUGGUGCAAGAAAGAUAGGAGUUUUCAGUGCUCCACCAAUUGGAUGUGUGCCUUUUCAAAGAACACUUGCUGGAGGAAUUGAGAGAAAAUGUGCUGAAAAAAUCAAUGAUUUAUGCAAGUUAUUUAACACUAAAUUAUCAAAGGAGUUGAGUUCUCUUAACCACAACUUGAUUAAUUCAAGGAUCGUUUACCUUGAUGUUUAUACACCUCUUCUUGACAUCAUUGUAAACUAUCAAAAUUAUGGUUAUAAAGUUGGAGACAAAGGAUGUUGUGGCACAGGUGAAGUAGAGGCAUCAGUGUUAUGCAAUCAAUUGUCUACUACGUGUGAAAAUGCUAAUGACUAUGUUUUUUGGGACAGUUUUCAUCCCACAGAGACCGUCCAUAUGAAGCUUGUAGAUUCACUUAAUCGAAAAUAUUCGCACCUAUUUCUCUAGAUUUUUUGUUUUUAGUUAGUUUGAUAUAAACAGCUCACGUUGCAUGUUGGGCUUACUAAUUUGUUGCAAGACAAAUUUAUUUGAUAUUGGAUCUAAGAAGUUGAUGAAUGAUUGUCUUAUUUUUAAAGUAGGCUUUGGAAAAACA